Equus caballus (horse) is the source of this 7681-nucleotide messenger RNA. It is a transcript of the gene CFAP61, whose product is annotated as cilia and flagella associated protein 61. The record is from RefSeq and is a predicted model, not a curated record. NCBI's taxonomy places the organism in Eukaryota, Metazoa, Chordata, Mammalia, Perissodactyla, Equidae.
CAGCGUCGUUUCCAUGGUAACCAGGCUGCGCGUCCUCCUUGGUGGCGAGCGUGGAGGAUUGUGUCCUGGAGUUGCGGCUGAGGGUGAAAAAUGUCCAUACUCACUUCCCCAAGAGGAAAGGUAGAAGUGGUGCAUUGCCGAAGAACAGAAUCGCAGGAUAUUUAUUGUAUCAAAAACCUCAUUAGAAAAUUUACUGAGAAGCUGUUUGGGAGGCUUAAUGUCAUCUAUCUUCUGGAAAAGGCAAACCUUGCUGUUACCGUCUACAAUGACAAGGAGGAGAUCAUGGCCCAGGCCACCUUCCUAGACUAUCCCAACUGGAAUGUUGCCAAGCAAGAUGACUGGGUGUCCGUAUUCCAGGAGCUCGACAGUGAAAUCCAGUGCACACCUCUGAACACAUUGUUCAUGCACCUCUUUGUGGCCGUGGAUGAGUAUUCUGUUGGCUGCUGCAAAGAGAUUAUUCGGACCGUAUUUAAGGCAGUGCCAGAACUUCACUUCAUAUUUCUCAUAGUGCCAUGCUACAUGAGCCUGGGCUCAGCUCUCAUAACUGUGUUUGACCCAGUGGGGAAUGUCCCAAGUCUGACGUUUGACGAGGACUUUGCCGUGCAUGUUUGUCACAGACAUAACCAUUACCCUCAGCUGCACAUUCGCAGAGCCAGGGUGGAAGAUCAUGAUGAUCUUAUGCCAAUAUUUCUGCACCAUGACACCAUUCUGAAGGCAACUUAUGGCGAAUACUUCCUGGCUGAACUAAUAGAGGCCCAAGAUGAAGAGAAUCAUGCUGUCGUGUGUGAGGUGGAAGGUGUAGCUGUCGGGUUCAUGAGUGUGUGCUCAAGGGUGAACAUGCAGCUCCUGCAUGAGUGCUUUGACUUGGGGCCCUUCCACGGACUCUGCAUCCCGCAUCCCGAUGACAUUCUGGAACCACCACCUGAGCUAAGCAUUCAAGAAAGUCAAGAUGCUGAGCUCAGGAGUAGCAGCCAGAGUUCCCAGAAAAUAGUCGAGGAGCUACAGGAACCUGUCUCUCCAGAGGCCAUGGAAAGAGUCCAGGGAAAAAUCCCAGAAGAAUCUGCAACUGAGGAACUUUUAUCAACAGUCCAAAGUGGAAAUACUGGUGAAAUGGAGGACAUGGAAAAACUCAGUCAGGUGUCCACUGUGAUUGAUACAGAUUACUAUAUCAGCAAUACGAGUUUGGCGUCCAUCUCGCCACCAGAGGAGACCAGCCACUUCCGCCCCAUCUACAGGGGAGCCUCAGCCGCUUUUUGUAUUCAGCUGUUUUGUAUUGAUGAGACACACGAAGCAAGGUCGCUGGACUUUAUGAAUUUUGUUUUCAGUCUUUUUCCUGACAAGAACUUCUGCAUCAUUUCUGUGCCGCAUCUCACCCCUGAGUUUGUCCUCAUCCAGAACUUCGUGAAACUGAUCCCCUUCAACAACUGCACCCUGGAGCAGGAUCUCUACGUCUUCCACCGGGCUGGGUUGCUCAAGUCCAUUAAUAUAAGAUUUGCCACUUUCUCGGAUACUCCUGGUGUUGAAAAUCUCGUCAGCACCCUGAUGCUGAGUAAGAGCAUACUGGAGGAUUUAAAACAAUACAACAAGGCUCACAGAGACCCUGAUGGGACACCACUGCAGGCAUUUGUAGCUGAAGUUGCAGAACAAGUAGUUGGCAUUGCAGUGAUCAGAAAUGAAAUGGAUGUGGAGUACAUACGAUCGCAUUACAACAUCGAAGACUUCAUCUACUUCAGUCACCACCAGCGCGAAGAGCACGGGCACUUGUAUCACUUUGCCCUGAACCCCAUUUUCCGGCACUACACCAAGUUUUUUCUGAAGGAGAUCCUUCGGUUAGGCUAUAAGUCCUGUCUCUACUACCCUAUUUACCCGCAGUCCAGGGAAGGCAAGUUCCAGAGCUCCUACGCCCACUCCCUGACAUCCGCCCUUCAUUGCUUGGUUCCCGUGCGACCACGACGACAGAUUGUCUAUCCCCUGGAAAAGCUUGGCAUCAAUGCUCCAUCAAAGGCGGUCUCCAAGGAGCCGAUUCCCCCUUUCCAUUGAUGUUUUACUUUCAAGGCAAAAGUGGUCAUUCAAGAUUCAGACAAAGGUGUUGGAGAAAAUAAAGCUGGCUGCAUUUGAGAUGUUUGGGUCCCAAGUCCUCAGCUGGCUUGCUAACUCCUCUGAGGGGAGUCAGGAUGAUUGGAACAUAUUCUCUGUCCUGGGAUGGCAAGGACUUUUGACCUUAAAAUGAAUGGCCCCUGGUUGCUCUACCUACCAGAACAGGAAAAGAGAUCAAAAUGGAAGCUAGAUUUCACUUUAAGUGGAAAUGUACGUGUAUAUGGACACACAGUUCAGUAGCAACUGGAAAACUGUGAUUUUGUCCAGUUGACUCACAUGUAGGCUUGUAGUGUUUGUAUACACUUCCACUUAAAUAGGUUGAAAAAACUCCCUCAGUGGGCUGACAUUUGUCCUUUGUGAGAGAGAAAAGAGGAAAGUGGAAAGUUUAAACUCUCCAAACAUUUAGCCAAAAAGUUGCUGGUUGGAGCUAGAUACAGUGCUCCGAUAAACGACUCACGCCGAGCUGAGUGCCGCGGGAAGCGCAUCGUCUGCCACCCCAGCUCCCACCUACACCAGGACCUGUCCUAGAGCCUGCUGCUUACUGUAAGUCUUACAUUUAUCUACAUAUUUGUAAAAUAAAAAAAUAAACUUGUGUUUAUUUUCUGAUAAGUUCUAAAUUUUUGAGUAGAGACCAAAAACAAAUAGCAAUUCUCCCCCCACCUCGGCUCUUUACUGUGGAAAAUAUCAAGCAUAUGCAAAAGUAAAGAGAAUCAUGUAAAGCAGUUUGUCAUUCUGUCGGUGCUGAGGAGCCUUGUCUUUUAAUACAUAAUCCAUCAUAGACUGACAGUUUUGUGAAAAGUGAAUUCCUAAAACAAUUAGGUUAAAAAACAAAGACAGACAAAAUUCAAAAUUACUAAAUUUAGCAGACAUUGAAUGACUCUGUCCACUGGCUAUAAAAGCUUCUGAAUGCUUCUCUCAGUUGCUCUACUCACCUCUUCACAGAGCAGUGACAGUCUGCAGAUGGCACCUCUCUCGGGCCGCAUGUUGAAGAGCACUGAAGCUCCCGCACACUCGGCUCUCAGCUUCAACAAUGUUCAACUCUUUCGUUCAGGAUCUUCUACACACCUGUCCAUUUCCCCUUCCCUUCCUCCCUUCUCAUUUGGAAGUAAUCCCCAAUGCAUAUCAUUUCAUCCGGGGUCACAGGUGUGUUCGUGGGUAGCAGGGCUCACAGCAUGGCAGCUCCCGCUCUGUCCACUCUAGAGACAAGGGUGCCGCGCCCCCUGGAGUACCCUUGGGAUGGCCACCAGGUGCUCUGUUUGCCUGUGGAGAUCCUGGAAAUGGACUCAUUUGGAACGAGAGCCAAGACCCACGUGAAUGGCACAGAGAUAGUGUGUUGGGGUCAGGGAGGGUGGCUUCAUCUAUGUCUGUCACUGAAACACAGCCUAUGUAGAGUCAUGCUGAUCCCGGGAGAGAAGGUGCCGUGGGUGCUAAGUAUGUGGGUGCAGCUUCUGUGUCAGAUCAGGGUAAGAGGAGAGAUGCUGCCCUUUGGCAGCCACUGCUGAGACACCUUCAAGUGUGGAACGACUAUACCACUGAGCCAGGAGAAGCCCUCACCCGUCAGUGGCCGCCCGUGCUCCGGUGCCUUCAGUCAGUCCUCUGGUGGCAUUUGUGGUGGGGCUGGAGGGGACAGGAGUGCGGAGCUGUCAUGUGGAUAUCAAAGAGCACUGUUUUUCUGAACACCAGGAGCAUCUCUCACCCCCCACCCCGCCACCCCUGGGGAUCUUCAGAGUUGGACAAUGUUGAGGUGAGCUGGAGCUCCAGGUGGGGAGAAAGCCAGAGAAAACAUUUUGUUUCAUUUAAAACAAUCCUAUCAUUACUUCCCAGGUUGGUAUGAGUUGAAAUCAUUGCUUACAUUUAAUAACCUUUCCCGUGGUCAUCUCCGUGUGCUAUGUCCCUCCAGAGCCCCGGCUUACUUCAAGAUGUAACAGAGGAUGGAUUAUUUAAAUCCCUAGUCCAGGAAGACAACCCCUUACCCGAUGGGUGGGGCUGCGGCAGGGUACCUGCUGCUGUGCUGUAGUGUUUGUGGUAUUGGCGAAUUCUGGUACUUUUUAAGAAACGCUUUUCCUGCCACUUGUUGUGCUCAUUCUUGAGAAGGUUUUAGUAAAGAUUUAUAUUUAGUAAACAAGAUUUAGUAAAAAUUUUAGAAAUCUUAAAAGUUUGAUCAAGAGCAUACUCCACAUGGGGUGGCCUGGAUGGUCAAAAGUUAAAAUGCUACAUUUUAUUAUUUUUAAUUAUUUUUUCUUUUUACCAUUUUAGAUGAAUUUAAUGUUUUAGGCUGAUUAUCUGAGACAAGGUGAGCCAAAUAUGAAUCUUCUUAGGAGUAAUUUCUAGAGUCCUAGGUACACUGACAUCUUAGCAGAGCGAAUAGUAUCGCAGCCCUUGAACUGAAUGAAGUUGAAUGAUUGAUAUUACUAAAUGAAUUCCUUUUUUUCUCUCUUUUAGUUUUGCAUCCCCUCUUUGCAUGGAGCUUUAGAUAGGCUCCUCAGCUCACUCACCAUGUCCACACAUUUCUCUUGCUGGGCACUUGCCUUUCAUACCUUUUAUCGUAUUUAAGCUAUCUCAGAGUGACCAUCCGUUCCCUCGCUUUCACGUAGGAAGCCAGUCUUCAAGGCAACAGAUCACUCCAGGCAUGAGGAAUGGGAUAGGAAGCGUUUCAUCUCAGUGGGUUGCCAAUUUGAAUCUGGCACCAGCCAGCAGUGAUUGAAAUUCAUCACCGCAUGGCAGGGAAAUAUGCCCCCUCCCCACCCCAAGGCCCUGGUAGUUUCUGCCUGGUUUGGAUGGUAGGUGUCCCUGCCACAAUACCUUCCCUAUCGUUUCUAUUAAUUGACAGCCUGCCCCAUAUCAGGUCAUAAGAAAGGACCUGGAAAACAUGUAAAUGAUUUUCAUCACACUUUAUGGACUUAGGCCCCAAAGAUUCAUCAUAAUAUCUCCACCGUCAACCAGUAUAGCUUCAUGGAUAAGAGCGAGGGCUUUUUCCUGACCAUACUCCACGUGGGAUGGACCUGGAAGACUCGUUUCUUAGCUUGAAACGGCCAUGUUGGCCUGUGCAUUUAUAUUCUGAGAAUUAUUCUGAUGGAAAAUUUUUAAUAAAUGAAUCCAUUUAAUAAAUGAAUCAGCAUGGCUCACUUUCAUGAGAGAUAUGAUCAGGAAAACACUCAAAAUUUGGCUGAAUGAAUUGAAUGACCAUAUUAUUUAAAGACUAUGGAGCAAGUUGACCCAUACUUACUUUGAGAUGGUUCUAUGUGCAAACCUGUUUUUUUCCUUCCUGCCCCACUCCAGGGAUUCAGAGAUGACUGUGACACUGUCCCUGCCCUCAAGGAGCCUACAGUCUAGUGGCAGUCUUACUGUGGGACUGCUCGGGCUACUAAACCAGGAUGGCAGAGGCCUGCACAGCCCCCUACGGUGAAAGCCAGACUCGGGAGGAAACCCAGCCACACUGGGUUAGACCCAUCCUGCGGAAUCCCUUGGGAGGGAAUGUGUUUGGUCCAAGGCACCAUUUCCUUUGAAAGCUAGGAUUUAAAGUGACUCUUAUUUGUCAUAUUAAACACCAGAAAGUCUGCUUUGAACGUCAACAGCUCCUGCCCUUUCUUCAGUCUCAAUAACUGCUCCCACCAUUCAUUUCAGUGCUUCCUCUUGGUUUAUAGUGUUCACAGAAUUAUAGUGUGGACUCACGUCUCUCUCUCUUUUUCAGAAUUUUUUGGGACAAAAUCAAUUCAUCAUUUUUCCUGAGGAAUCUUACUUUCGAUCUGCGCCUGUUGUUAUUUUGGGGGAGAGGUUGUUUAUUAGUGAUGGUCUGUUUAAAUCUCAACUAAUGAAUUCUUUGAGGCCUUCACUUUCCCUUUGUGCUUCUGCAAGGAAAAAUGACGGUUUAUUUAACCCCUCUUCUAAGAGCUAAGUGCUGGCCUGCUUUUUCCUGGUAUGUGAUCUCUCAGGAAGAUGUCACUCACUGGCAUUCAGUUACCCUUUGAAUUGUCCCUUUUCAUCUCGGCUGUUCUUCCCCAGUCCAGCUAUAAUUACCAUCUGAUGGACUGUUACUGGAUACUGUUUCACUUGUACAUCUGCUGCCCUAGGAAAUUGCAUUAUUCUCCCAGCACCUGCUGGAUUUUCCCAGCUUCAUUGUUUCCCAGCCCCUUUCCUUAAACCUGGACACUCUCACUGCCCAUGGUUAGACUUCCCUUGGUGGUUGUACUUGUGGUACGUGUGUGUAUGUGUGUUAAAAUCAGCUCUUUAGCAUCUCCUUGGUCAGGGUUUCUGGAAGUGCAAACCCAUACUUUUCAGCACCCUAUAUACACUGGUCAUUAUUAAUGUGACUAUGGCGAUAUUUUCCUGAAAUGAAAUUAACCCACUUUCAAUCACUGCCAUGAGUCAAGUUUGCUUUUUCAAGUCAUUUCUCAGCCAUUUUCUCUGUAUUUAUACUACCUAUGGUAAAUGCAUUUCUUCCUAUUUAUGGUGAACCCUUUUCUCUGAGAUUCUUAGAAUAAAUUUAUAUAAACUCCUUCAUGAGCUCUUUUUUUUUCCUCCAAACAAAGAAUACAAGUUCUGUGGUCAUUUUUUCCCAGUUCUCUGAACACUACCUAGUUCGGUAUAUACAUAAUAUGUAUACAUUCUUCAGAAUGACUUAUAAAUCAGUGGUUUAUUCUCAUUAUCAUCAUAAUUCCUCCCUCUUAGGAAGGCUACAGAGUAAUAACAACUACUGCUGCUGACAUGUAUGAGCUCUUGCUAAAGGCUUCCCCAUGAAUUAUCUCAUUUAACCCUCACAUCAGCCCUUGUAAAUAGUUACUGCUAUUGUCAACCUCAAUGCACCUAAAGAAAACAGGCUUGCUGGGAGGGAGGGUAAAUGACUUGUCCAAGGGCUAAUUCACUGACAGAGCUUCACACCCAGGCAGUUGGCUGCUAAAUCUCUACCUUCAACCACUACAUAUAUACUCUCUUAUCUAAAACACUGAAGUGCUGAUAUCAUGAGUCAUUAUAGGAAAAACAAACCACAGAAAAGGAAGAUGGCUUGACAGAGACCUUUUGGAAUCUCCUAGAUUUUUGGCACCAGCUACCUCAUCAAAAAGUGACCCACAGACAAUUGGCUUUCCCCCAGAGCAGUUUGGGUUUUCCUCUUGGCUGAGUCCUCCACUGUGGGGUUUGAUCCAGCGCCAGCCUGACCCUGGCUGGGCUUGGCUGGGGAGGAGCAGACAUAUGGGUCCCAGUAGGUGUGCCAGGGUCAGUUUUUGGACACCAUCUGAUCCAGGCUGUCUGCACUUCUCUCUCUGUUGCAUCAGUUUGUUGUUAUAAACCUUUUGAAAUUGCUGGUAAAGGAGGAAAAAUAUUGUAAUCCCAUGUGCAGGUUUCGUUAUAAAUUUCUCAAGAUGCAGUUCCACGUUAUGUGUGGCUUCACAGUAUUCUUAUAGAAAGUGCUCGAGUAAAUGCCCAGGAUGAGUGGCUGGAGGUUUACUUGGGAGGUGAGGGAUGGACAGGAUGUGCACUGAUGAGGUGAUUGACAAGCCCUGGACGUUGUUUAGAAAUCGGGCUUUGGGGCUGGCCCCGUGGCCGAGUGGUUAAGUUCGCGCGCUCCGCUGCAGGCGGCCCAGUGUUU